Messenger RNA from Cricetulus griseus (Chinese hamster), 3643 nucleotides. Lineage: Eukaryota; Metazoa; Chordata; Mammalia; Rodentia; Cricetidae. The record is from RefSeq and is a predicted model, not a curated record.
AGCUGCCCGCCCAAUUCAGUGUCGCCGCGCUGCCUACCUGAGUCGGAGCGCUCUGGGGCGGGGGUGCGGUCGUGCAAUAGGAAGAGGAGCGCUUUGCAAGCUUCCCGUGGGACACCCGCUAACCCGGCCGGUCUCCAAGUCUGGUGCAGUCCCAGCCGACAACUCCGGUUUCUAUUUUUGGUGCUCGAAGCCCCCUGCUCUUAGCAGCCAUGCCUCUCAGCCGCAGUCUGUCCAUGUCAUCGCUUCCAGGACUGGAAGACUGGGAGGAUGAGUUUGACCCGGAGAACGCAGUGCUUUUCGAAGUGGCCUGGGAGGUGGCCAACAAGGUGGGUGGCAUCUACACUGUGCUGCAGACGAAGGCAAAGGUGACAGGGGAUGAAUGGGGUGACAACUAUUAUCUGGUGGGACCAUACACGGAGCAGGGUGUGAGGACCCAGGUAGAGCUACUGGAGCCCCCAACUCCUGAAUUGAAGAGGACUCUGGAUUCCAUGAACAGCAAGGGCUGUAAGGUGUAUUUUGGGCGUUGGUUGAUCGAGGGGGGACCCCUAGUGGUACUCCUGGAUGUGGGGGCCUCAGCCUGGGCCCUGGAGCGUUGGAAGGGUGAGCUCUGGGACACCUGCAACAUCGGGGUACCCUGGUACGACCGUGAAGCCAAUGAUGCUGUCCUGUUUGGCUUCCUCACCACCUGGUUCCUGGGUGAGUUCCUGGCCCAGAACGAAGAGAAGCCCUAUGUUGUUGCCCACUUCCAUGAGUGGUUGGCAGGCAUUGGUCUGUGUCUGUGCCGUGCCCGGCGCUUGCCGGUGGCAACCAUCUUCACUACCCAUGCCACACUGCUGGGGCGCUAUCUGUGUGCCGGUGCCGUCGACUUCUACAACAACCUGGAGAAUUUCACUGUGGACAAGGAAGCCGGUGAGCGGCAGAUCUAUCAUCGCUACUGCAUGGAGCGUGCGGCCGCCCACUGUGCGCACGUCUUCACCACAGUGUCCCAGAUCACCGCCAUUGUCACACAGCACCUCCUCAAGAGGAAGCCAGACAUUGUGACUCCCAAUGGGUUGAAUGUGAAGAAGUUCUCUGCUAUGCACGAGUUCCAGAACCUUCAUGCUCAGAGCAAAGCACGGAUCCAGGAGUUUGUGCGUGGCCACUUUUAUGGGCACCUGGACUUCAACUUAGACAAGACUUUGUAUUUCUUUAUCGCUGGCCGCUACGAGUUCUCCAACAAGGGAGCUGAUGUGUUCCUGGAAGCCUUGGCCAGGCUGAACUAUCUGCUCAGAGUGAAUGCCAGUGAGCAAACAGUUGUUGCCUUCUUCAUCAUGCCGGCACGGACCAACAACUUCAAUGUGGAGACCCUGAAGGGCCAAGCCGUGCGCAAACAGCUAUGGGACACAGCCAAUACAGUUAAGGAGAAGUUUGGGAGGAAGCUCUACGAAUCUUUACUAGUGGGGAGCCUCCCGGACAUGAAUAAGAUGCUGGACAAGGAGGACUUCACUAUAAUGAAGAGAGCCAUCUUUGCCACUCAGCGGCAGUCUUUUCCCCCUGUGUGCACCCACAACAUGCUGGAUGACUCCUCAGAUCCUAUCCUAACCACCAUUCGCCGAAUUGGCCUUUUCAACAGUAGUGCUGACCGUGUGAAGGUGAUUUUCCACCCAGAGUUCCUCUCUUCCACAAGCCCUCUACUCCCAGUGGACUAUGAAGAGUUUGUCCGUGGCUGUCACCUUGGGGUCUUUCCCUCCUACUAUGAGCCCUGGGGCUACACGCCUGCGGAGUGCACAGUCAUGGGCAUCCCCAGCAUUUCCACCAACCUCUCCGGCUUUGGCUGCUUUAUGGAGGAACACAUCGCAGAUCCCUCAGCUUACGGCAUUUACAUUCUGGAUCGGAGGUUCCGCAGCCUGGAUGAUUCCUGCUCGCAACUCACCUCCUUCCUCUACAGCUUCUGUCAGCAGAGCCGGCGACAGCGCAUCAUCCAGCGGAAUCGCACAGAGCGCCUGUCAGACCUGUUGGACUGGAAGUACCUAGGCCGGUACUACAUGUCUGCACGCCACAUGGCCCUGGCCAAGGCCUUUCCGGAUCAUUUCACCUAUGAGCCCCAUGAGGUAGAUGCGACCCAGGGGUAUCGUUACCCACGGCCAGCCUCCGUGCCACCAUCGCCCUCACUGUCUCGACACUCCAGCCCACACCAGAGUGAGGAUGAGGAAGAGCCCCGGGAUGGACCCCUGGGGGAAGACAGUGAACGUUAUGAUGAAGAAGAAGAGGCUGCCAAAGACCGCCGCAACAUCCGAGCACCAGAGUGGCCACGCCGGGCCUCCUGUUCCUCCUCCACAGGCGGAAGCAAGAGGAGCAACUCAGUGGACACUGGACCCUCCAGCUCACUCAGCACGCCCACUGAGCCCCUAAGCCCUACCAGUUCCGUGGGCGAGGAGCGCAACUAAGCCCCUGCACCCCACUCCAUGUCUGUCCUGUGUCCCUCCUGCAGAGAGAGGGUAUCUGAACCCCACUCCAGACCGAUUGGAUUCUUACCCAGUGUGGUCCAUAGUCCAACCUGUUUCAGGCACUCCAGCCCUUUGGCUCCAAUCUUGGAGUCACCACACUCCUCACCACUGUGCCUUUCUUGGAUUGCAAAAUUCAUUCUUUGUGCUCUGGUUGGAGUCUCCAGGCUUAGCCUGGGUCCCAGAAGCCAGGAAUCUGCCUUUGUUCUUCAGUGCCACAGGUUUUAGGACACCUGGUUUAUUGCUUUCCAGGCUGCAGCUUCUUUUGAUCCUACAAAUAUACAGAGUAUGCUAUGUGCAGGCCUGCCCCCAGGGCCACCUCAUGUUAAAAUCUGUGUGACCUCCCUGCAACCGGGACAGCCAAGUUCAGAGUUAGGACAACUCAGGGAUUAACAGAGUUGAAUAUGGGCCUGGAAAGGGAGCUCAGCUGUCAGAGUACUUGCCUAGCAUGCCGAAGCCCUGGGAUCUAACUCUAGCACCUCAUAGACCUAGUGUGGUGAUUACCUCUAUAAUUCUGACACUCAGUCGGUAGAAGUAUAAGGGUCAGGAGUUUAAGGUCAUCCUCUGCUGCACAGGGAGUUAGUUCAUGGCCAUGCUCGACAACUUGAGAGACGGUCUCAAAAUCAAACAAAGUUAACAAUGCUGAUGGUCCUCCAUUUCAACCCACAGCUGGGAUGCCAGGACAGGCGGCAAGCCUGGUCUCCCUGGAUGUGUCACAUUUAUUUCUUCAAGGGAGCAUGCAGAGUUGAACCAGUCACCUUUCUGCCUUUUUAUGGACCAGAGCUUAUUAUUCCCCUCGGUCCAGUGUACCCUCCAGGAAAUGGCUCCGUUGAGAACAGAAUGGCUGUCAACCUGCUUCAACCCACCAUUAAACCACCGGGCUCUGACUCCCAGUGGCUGAAUCAGGAGUAUUGUCACCAGUGCUGCACCCUGGCCCCCUUUCCUGAUAUGGAACCGAGCCCACUGGCUUCUUGAAGCCCCACAUGUACCUCGAGGCCUUUCUGCCUGCAAGCUUCGUCCUGCCCUCACGUGUUCUGUGUCUGGCCUGAGGCCCUUCUUGGUUUGCAUUUGGAGGGGGAGGGCAGAAGGUGUGUGAUUGGAGUGUGUCCAGAGAUGAAAAAAAUAUACCUGUAUUUAAGAGUUGCAAGUGUAGCAGGACA